GCGUUCGUUUUUUCGACUUGGUGGACGCGCCGCCAAGAAAGCGACUCGUAACCUCGCACUGAUGGGUACGAUUGGGUACGUCGUCUGCAGGGACCAGCGCUUCGUCCGACAGCGCGCUCUCGCCGCAAGGACCUUGCGUUCGGCUUCUGCUCUUCUCAGCAUAGAGGUGGUGGUGUCGACUUGAGAGCUUCGACUGCCGAAUCCCUUGCGGCGAGAUCAAAAGAAUGCACGCGGCCAGAUACUCGGACAGCCGCAAAGAACAACAUCUGAUUCAACGAUGCGGCAACCUGGGUGUCGGUCAAGACCGUCGUCGUCUGACCCUGUGAGAAGGUAAAGAGAUCAAGUGCUAUACAAGCACGAGGCCAUGGGAUCGAGCCUCGCUCGCGAUGGUGUUUUGAGGACUCUGAAGCGACAGGACGGCAAAGUUCAAUUCUGUGCGGCACGAAUUCUCAGGCGGCGCUGGCUACCGGUAAUGCUGCACCGUCGUAAUUCUCAGACGUUUUGCGCGCGUGACAACACAUCGCCACUUUCACAUUUCCUUAGUGUCGAGUAGUAGUAUGCAAGGGAAAGGUAUCUACCUAUACUACAACAACGGCGACAGCAACACCGAGCCGUCGCCGGCGCCCACCGGGCAUCACCGACUGCAUACGACGCCCGGGUCCAUCUCAUCAUCGAGCACGGGUCGCAGCGGCGAGCGCCGCGUGCCGCCGCCCGCCGAGCCGCUUGGUCUGCGCACCAACUUUUCAGUGCGGAAUCAGCCAGAGGGCGUCGGCACACCGCCGCUAGUCUACGACGACCCGAUCCUCGAGGAGCAUGACCCCAAGCACCUCGCGGCUGGCAACUUUGACUCGCGCUCGAGCUCUGUCUUUGUCAACUCGAUCGCGGUCGUCAUUGGCGCUGCCGUCGGCAUUGGUCUCGGGCUCUUGCUGGCCAAGCUCGAGGUCGGCGACGACGUCCAGCAGUGGAUCGCGCUGCCCGGUAACCUCUUUGUGCGCGCACUGCGGUGCCUUGUCGUGCCGCUUGUCUUUUGCUCGAUGACAGUCUCGAUCGCCGAAGUUAUCAUGCUCAACCGGACGUCGGUCUUGACGCUCCGGACCGUCGUCGUCUUCUUCCUCACGUCGUCGCUCGCGGCGGUUCAAGGUAUGAUUGUGGCACUGGCUUUCCGUGCCAUGUACAGCCCGCCGAGCUCGGUUGUUGUCGCCGCCAAUGCAACGAGCGGCGUCGCAAUCAUCGGGCUCAAAUGUGCCAACGGGCUCUUCCUCGGCGCGGCCGAGAACGGGUCGGUCGCGUGCUUUGAGCCCAACACGACGGCCGCCAGCGCCUUUUCCAGCAGCUUUCGCUCACCGACCAAGUGA
Saprolegnia diclina VS20 is the source of this 1355-nucleotide messenger RNA. RefSeq lists its product as hypothetical. Gene Ontology annotation, cellular component: membrane. The transcript has 2 exons. Gene Ontology annotation, molecular function: symporter activity. NCBI's taxonomy places the organism in Eukaryota, Oomycota, Saprolegniomycetes, Saprolegniales, Saprolegniaceae. Bases 558 to 1355 code for a protein of 265 amino acids. The record is from RefSeq and is a predicted model, not a curated record.